This is a messenger RNA of Aspergillus vadensis CBS 113365, 1044 nucleotides long. Its product is annotated as putative GPI anchored protein. The record is from RefSeq and is a predicted model, not a curated record. Bases 1 to 1044 code for a protein of 347 amino acids. Lineage: Eukaryota; Fungi; Ascomycota; Eurotiomycetes; Eurotiales; Aspergillaceae. The transcript is spliced from 3 exons.
AUGCGUGUCGCUUCCGCUGCUGUCGUUGCCUCCCUGGCUGCUGGUGCCAUUGCUACCGAGUACAAGACCGUCUAUGUCACCGAGUACACCACCGUUUGCCCUAAGGCCACUUCUCUGGCCACUGGUCCUGGUGCCGGUUCUGGCUCGGGUGCCCAGACUACCCCGGCUGCUGCUCAGCCUACCACCAUCACCAUCUCCGGCACCCCCUACACCUACUCCACUCCCCUGGUUACCUCGACUGUGACCCACUGUGACAAGUGCUCCGCUACUGCCGUCCCUGCCACCUCCACCCCCGAGGGUGCCGCUGCUGUCGGUACCGGUGCCUCCCCCAGUGAGGCUCCUGGCUCUGGCUCUGGUGCCUCUCCUAGCGGUGCCGCCGCUGGCUCUGGCUCCGGCGCUUCCCCCAGCGAGGGUGCCUCUGGCUCCGGCUCUGGUGCCUCUCCUAGCGGUGCCGCCGCUGGCUCCGGCUCCGGCUCUUCCCCCAGCGGCGCCGCCGCCGUCGGUACCGGUCCCUCCCCCAGUGAGGCCGCCUCUGGAUCCGGCUCUGGCUCCGGUGCUUCUCCUAGCGGUGCCUCCGCCGGCUCUGGCUCUGGCUCCGGCUCCGGCUCCGGCUCCUCCCCCAGCGGUGCUGCCGCUGGUUCCGGAGCUGGUUCCCCCGGUGCUUCCGCUGGUCCCAGCGGAGCCGGUGCCAUUGGAAUCGGCGCCACCACCCCGGUCGUCUCUUACACCCCGGUCCCCACCCCUAGUGGCUUCCACCCCUCUUCUCGCCCUCUGAUCCCCAGCAGCAAGCCCGCCUCCUCCAAGCUCGUUGCUUCCUCCAGCGCCACCCCCGCUGCCUCCAGCCCCGCCCCUGCUAGCUCCAGCUCCAGCUCCAGCUCCGGCUCCUCUGCUACCUCCCCCGAGGGUGUCUCCGCCGCUGGCACUGGCUCUGGCUCCGCCACCACUCCCUCCGCCCCUGUCUUCACUGGCGCCGCUACCCGCGCCGCGGCCGGUGCUGGUGCCGGAUUGGCCUCCGUCUUCGCUCUCGUCGCCUUCCUUCUGUAA